This is a messenger RNA of Anarrhichthys ocellatus (wolf-eel), 2117 nucleotides long. It is a transcript of the gene arl16, whose product is annotated as ADP-ribosylation factor-like 16. Gene Ontology annotation, molecular function: GTPase activity; GTP binding. The record is from RefSeq and is a predicted model, not a curated record. Bases 246 to 839 code for a protein of 197 amino acids. The transcript is spliced from 5 exons. Lineage: Eukaryota; Metazoa; Chordata; Actinopteri; Perciformes; Anarhichadidae.
UGAGUGACCAGUGGACUUCAGCAUGGCGGUGCCCAACUCUUUCUUUAACUUAGCUUCCAUUAUUAUUUCCCACAACCAAUUAUUUUGUGGAUUUAUAGUAGCACUAACACGCAAUGCAGCGCCAGAAGUUCAGCUUAGUUUAGUUCCGUGGAUGUUGUUGUUCUUCCGUUAUAUUUACACGUGAUUCCUACGUCGUCCUAUCACAGGGACGUAUCACGGUCACGUGAUCGUCGCCAUGGUGCCACAUGAAGCUACAUCGGUUACAUGCUACCACUGUAGCUUCAGUGUCCUUCUGCUGCAAAACCGAAAUGAGCAGCAAUGACAUUUGUCUGCUUCUCGGAGCGACUGGUGUCGGAAAAACGUUGUUGAUGAAACGUUUACAAAAGCUCAGUUUGCAUGGAUUAGGUGAACUAGGGGAAGCUCCUUCUACUCUGCCUACAGUAGGAACCAACCUCACAGACCUGACACUGAAGAAGAAGAAGGUGACACUCAGAGAGCUGGGAGGCUGCAUGGGCCCUAUAUGGCCGAGUUACUUCAAAGACUGCUCCUCUGUCAUUUUCACAGUGGACUCAGCAAACAUUGCUCAGAUAUCCUCGUCCUGCAUCCAGCUGCUGUCGGUACUCUCCGCUGAGCCUCUGCACAGUGUUUCUGUGCUUAUUCUGUUCAACAAGAGGGACAUGCCGUGCACCAUGAGCCUCGUGGAGAUAAAAUCACUGUUUAGAAUGGACGACAUCAUUGCAUCUGCUACUCAGCCACUCACGAUACUGGAGCUCAGUGCCCACACUGGACAGGGACUUCAGGAGGUGCUGAGCUGGUUGGAGUCCAUCAUAGUCAAGUGAACUAUCAUCGGUUUGUGAUUCUACUCUCACAUGAGUUUGGAUGACUUCAAGCCUUUUGUUAAAAGAUGUCGGUAUCCUCAGUGUGCAAAUACAGAGGAUUUAAUGUGUUUAGUGUUGGACCCACUGAAAAGCUGUUGCUGUAUUUUUGGUACCAAAUACAUAUGGUGACUGUUAAGGGUGAAUGGGGAAGGAGAUGUAUUGGUGAUAUCAUGGCAGGAGUGAAUUAUUGUAUGGUUGACCAUUUGUCAAACCAACACUACUGUAGUUCUUACCUCAUGUUAAGUAUUCAUUAUACUGGUCACUUUAAAUAGUUCAAUCCUGCACAGAUAAACAGCGAACUGCUUGGAUUUGUGACCAACUAGAGUGUGAUCCUCAUGCUCCUCUCAUAAAGGACUAGUUUUAUUCUGAAACUACAUAAGCUCUCACAGUUAAUGACUAGUUAAGUGUGAGCAACACAUGAGAGUGAUGACUGUAAGUGACACAGCAUAGUGGUAGUGAGUCACUACCAGCAGGGGGCAUACAGCGCACAACAAAUAUUGUAACUGGUACUGGGCGUGUGCCUGGCUGGUGAUGAUUUCAGAAUUAAAUGUGUUGAUGUCACAGGAAUUGAGGAAAUACAAAACAAGGAAACCAACUGAAGAAUGAGGCAGUGUUCCAAUUGUACCCUUAUAUUUGAUGAAUCAGUGGUUCACAAGCAAUCAAUAAAACUCAUGAUUUAUACAUUUUCUAAUGUUGCCUUGCUUAUAGUGAAUUCUGAAGCACUUCCAGUCCUCCCAAACUACAUUUCAAUCAGUUAAACCCCAGGAAUUCAUUUCACAAUAGUAAAAUCAAGUACUACACACUGAUAAUUCUCAUCAGUAACCGUAUUGAUUCGGCAACAUUUCAAGAACCGGACAGGUCUAUAGCUCGGGUCUCUUUUAAGAAAUCUAUUUUUUUUUACACUUGUAUGUACCAGCAGCAGUAGCCAGCGAAGCCAAUCACACAAAACAGCUGAGUGAGCAAGAGACUUGUUGACGAAGUGAAAAGCCCUAAUACAUUUGCCUGGUAAUUGUGGCUAAGUGAAGCGACAACAAAAUAUUAUCAAACUGUGCUUUUGUGUAUGUUUUUUUUUUUUCUUCUUCUGAUUUCAGAUUGCAAUAGGUUAUGGCCAUAAGAAUGUUUACAUGACACUAAUGGUUUCUGAUACAAAGGUGUUAUUUUUUUUUAUACUCUGUUACUGCAUCAUCGACAAGAGGAGCAGGACAGAUUAUUGCAGUAAGGAGCAGAACCAGCUUGCAU